Molecule: messenger RNA, 1260 nt
Organism: Bactrocera neohumeralis
Lineage: Eukaryota; Metazoa; Arthropoda; Insecta; Diptera; Tephritidae
Product: dehydrogenase/reductase SDR family protein 7-like
Exons: 5
Coding region: 91-1089 (332 amino acids)
Cellular component (GO): membrane
Molecular function (GO): oxidoreductase activity
Source: RefSeq, a predicted model, not a curated record
UCAAAACAAAGCAAGGAAAAGAUUUGAUAUCGGAUGAUCAAAGUGCAUUAGAGAAAAUAUAAACCCAAGUAGCUGAAAAAUAUAAAAAAAAUGUCUUUAGACGAUGUUGAAAAGUGUGUUGCACAAGGACAAAGUGGUCAAUGGAACUCACUGUAUGUACUUUUAGGCGUAAUUUUAAUGCCAGUUGCUUUGCCCUUUGUACUUAUGGAAUGUUUCUAUCGACUCCGAGUUAAAAGGUAUCGCAAUGAAUUAGCUGAAAAGGUUGUGUUGAUAACUGGUGCCAGCUCUGGUUUGGGAGAAUCCUUGGCACAUGCAUUUUACAAAUCCGGCUGUAAAUUAAUUCUGGCAGCUAGGCGAAUUGAAGAACUGGAACGGGUAAAAAAGGACUUAUUAGGCUUAGAUGUGGGCACCGUUACAUUUCCACCGGUUAUCUUGCCUUUAGAUUUGGCAGAAUUAAAAGAUAUUCCCACAUUUGCACAAAAAGCACUAGAAGUUCAUAACCAAAUAGAUAUACUAGUUAACAAUGGUGGUAUAAGCGUUCGAGCUACGGCUAUUUCCUCUGCUGUGGAUAUUGAUUUGAAAUUGAUGGUUGUCAAUUACUUCGGCUCAGUAGCUUUGACUAAAGCUUUAUUACCAUCGAUGUUAAAGCGGAAAAGUGGGCAUAUUUGUUUCAUAAGUUCAGUACAAGGUAAAUUUGCCCUACCUUAUCGCUCGGCGUACUCUGCUUCCAAACAUGCCUUGCAAGCGUUUUCGGACUCGUUACGUUCAGAAGUAGCUAACAAGGGAGUACAUGUGGCAUGCAUAAGUCCAGGGUAUAUACGCACGCAGCUGUCUAUGAAUGCACUUACAAGUAGUGGAGAAACUUAUGGAAAAAUGGAUAAAACAACGAAUUCAGGAAUGCGGCCAGAAAAAGUAGCUAAUCGUAUUUUAAAUGCAAUUGUGUGCAAAGAAAAAGAUGUAAUAAUCUCCGAUUUACAAGCGAAAUUCGCAUAUUACGUUCGAUACAUAUGGCCAUCGUUUUACUUCUGGAUAAUUGAAAAACGUGCAAGGAGACUGGAAAAGGAGGAAGCUGCUGAGCAAAAGAAAUAAAAAUGAGCAGCAUAUUCUAAUUAUAUUUAUCUAACUCUUUGUCGGGUAAAUUACACUACAAAAAAGAGGGGCAAAUUAUAUACAUAUAUGACAAAAGUAUAAAAGCGUAAUUUAUGUUUAUAUGUAAAAUACAUUUUACAAUAUAUAACUCAACAGCUUUACUAAACACAA